GCGUCCGCCAUGACGCAGGAGGGCCGCCUCAUUGGUCCGCGCAGUCAGGACUCCGGCAGCUUUUCUCUUGGGUGCUCUGGGCGCCGACCCACUUCUCUUCCUCUAAGUCAGCGCUCCGUUCUUUCUGGUGCCCGGAGCUGCUAGCCCAAAGGGAUCCAGACUGAGCUAGUCCGGGCAUCAUGACAACCCUGGAUGACAAGUUGCUGGGGGAGAAACUGCAGUACUACUACAGCAGCAGUGAGGAUGAGGACAGUGACCAUGAAGACAAGGACAGAGGCAGGGGUGCCCCAGCCAGCAGUUCCAUGCCUGUGGAGGCUGAGCUGGCAGGUGAAGGCAUCUCAGUUAAUACAGGUCCAAAAGGUGUGAUCAAUGACUGGCGCCGCUACAAGCAAUUGGAAACUGAGCAGAGAGAGGAGCAGUGCCGGGAGAUGGAAAGGCUGAUCAAGAAGCUGUCUAUGACCUGCAGGUCCCAUUUGGAUGAAGAAGAGGAGCAACAGAAACAGAAGGACCUCCAGGAAAAGAUCAGUGGGAAGAUGACUCUGAAGGAGUUUGCCAUGAUGAAUGAGGACCAAGAUGAUGAAGAAUUUCUACAGCAGUACCGGAAACAGAGGAUGGAAGAGAUGCGGCAGCAGCUCCACAAGGGGCCCCAGUUCAAACAGGUUUUUGAAAUCCCUAGUGGAGAAGGGUUUUUAGACAUGAUUGAUAAAGAACAGAAAAGCACCCUCAUCAUGGUCCAUAUUUAUGAGGAUGGCAUUCCAGGGACUGAAGCCAUGAAUGGCUGCAUGAUCUGCCUGGCUGGGGAGUACCCAGCUGUCAAAUUCUGUCGGGUGAAGAGCUCGGUCAUCGGGGCCAGCAGUCGGUUUACCCGGAAUGCCCUUCCUGCCCUGCUGAUCUACAAGGGGGGUGAAUUGAUUGGCAAUUUUGUGCGCAUCACUGACCAGCUGGGGGAAGAUUUCUUUGCUGUGGACCUUGAAGCUUUUCUACAGGAAUUUGGAUUACUCCCCGAAAAGGAAGUCUUGGUGCUGACAUCUGUGCGUAACUCUGCCACCUGUCACAGUGAAGACAGCGAUCUGGAAAUAGAUUGAACGGAUGGUCUAGUUGCAUAGAUUUCUCAUUGUUUGGGCUGGAAGAUACAUGUCUGUGUUUAUUUUUGUUCCUUCUUCGUCUUCUGACUUUUCAGCUGUUCUUUGUAGUCCUUUUAUCAUAGAAAGUCAAGAAAUUCUUAGAUUAGAUCA
Molecule: messenger RNA, 1235 nt
Organism: Urocitellus parryii (Arctic ground squirrel)
Lineage: Eukaryota; Metazoa; Chordata; Mammalia; Rodentia; Sciuridae
Gene: Pdcl
Product: phosducin like
Biological process (GO): heterotrimeric G-protein complex assembly; regulation of G protein-coupled receptor signaling pathway
Cellular component (GO): cytoplasm
Source: RefSeq, a predicted model, not a curated record